GCCUGAAAGCCCCGGAGCGGCCUCGCUUCCCGCCGGCCCCGCCUCCCCGGGAGCCAGCCUCGCUUGGGCUUCAGCUUGUUUCACUGUUGCUGUCUUUUGUUUUUUGUCUCGCAUGUUUUAAAACCUCUUAGAAUCUCUUGGCGAUUCCCAGUCAUGGACAUAGUGCAGCCCAAGGACCUGGAGCAGGACUUUCGCUUGGCCAAGAGGAGACAGGCGGAGCUGUGCAGGCAGAAGCGGAUCUUCAACGCCAGGAACAGGAUCAUCGGGGGAGACACAAAAGCCUGGGAUAUUCAGGUUCGCGACCAGAAGAUAAAAGAAGCAACUGAAAAAGCUAGAGAUGAAAUCUUUGCUGCUGAAAUGAGGCAAAAUGACAAAAUCGCAUGCAUAUUAGAAGAGCGGGAAAGGAGACAGAGGAGAGAUCUGUGUAAAGCUAUCAAUGACUUCCAGCAGAACUUUCAGAAGCCAGAAACUCGCCGUGAAUUUGACCUCUCUGACCCCCUUGCCCUUAAGAAAGACCUUCCAGCCCGGCAGUCAGAUAAUGAUGCUCGGAAUACAGUUUCAGGAAUGCAGAAAUUCAUGGGAGAGGAUUUAAACUUCCGCGAGAGGAAGAAAUUCCAACAGGAACAAAACAGAGAAUGGUCCUUGCAACAGCAAAGUGAAUGGAAGAAUGCCCGUGAAGAACAAAAACGUGCAGAGGACCUCUAUGUGAAGACAAGGCUGCAGUUUGACAAAACAGCCAUGCAUUUACAGAAUCUGGAAAGUGCCACCAGAAAGGCGGUUUGUGCAGCUGUGAAAGAAUUCAACAAGAGCCAGGCCUUGGAGUCAGCAGAAAGGAAAAUUCAAGAGAAAAAACAAGAAGAGGAGGACAACCUGGCUGAGAUCUCCAACCUCCUGCGUGGGGACCUGCUCUCCGAGAACCCACAGCAGGCAGCCAGCUCCUUCGGGCUGCACCGCGUGGUCCCCGACCGCUGGAAGGGGAUGACCCGGGAGCAGCUGGAGCAGAUCCGCCUGGUUCAGAAGCAGCAAGUCCAGGAGAAGCUGAGGCUUCAGGAAGAAGAGCGCCAGCGAGACCUGGACUGGGACCAGCAGAGGGUUCAGCAGGCUCGCUCCGUCCUGUUGUUAGAACGGGAGCAGCAGCGGCAGCAGCGCGACCUGCGCAGGGCGCUGGACUGCAGCAACUUCAACCUGGCCAAGGAGCAGCUUCUGCAGAAAAAAUACAUGAAGGAAGUCUAUACAAAUCGUCCCACUGAAGAUUAUUUUGCACAAUUUAAUACAGGAAGUCGUUAAUGAAAAGGACAUUUUCUUCUCCUCUGACUCAUUUAUGUUUAAGAUAAGAGAAUCUCCAAGAGUCACAUUUAUUAAAAACAUACACUCCUUGGUCCAGAAGUACCCUUCAACUUUAUUUUUCCACUGUGGACAAAACAUUAAUUCAACCUCUCCCUUGUAUUUCUACGAGGAGCAUUAGUUUCUGCUCAGCACAGCUCAGUGAUGUCUCUAGUGCAGCUCUGAGCACUGUGGAUACAGGGAUGGAAUGGACAUGGCUCUGCUAAGGGCCACUCUAGAGAGAGAAUGACGUUCGAGGCGGGCCUGUGUGUUGCCUGGGCCCCCGGUUCAGCUGCUGCACUGGCUAAUGCUCAUGAGCACUCACGAUGUGCACAGCAUCGGUUUAAACACUUCACGUGGAAUUAACUACUUUGAUCCUCACAACAGCAGUGGUGGGUACUUUUAUCACUCACGUUCUCCAGGUGGAGAGCCUGAGAUUCAGACACAGUAAGUGACUUGCCCAAGGUCAUGCUGACAGGCAGUGGUGGAGCUGGGGUUGAACCCGGGGAGUCUGUUCUCAACCGCUUCACACCCCUGGCUCCUGGUAACAAAGACCCCAAACAAGAGCGACUUCAACAAAGCACUAGUUUAUUUCUUGUGCUGAUAAAGUCCAAUUGACAAGUGCUACUUCAUUGCCCUGCCGUCUCCCAUCUUGUGGUUCAGGAGUGCAGCUCCAGCUCCCACCAUCAUGUUACAUUCGAGCCAGCAGGAAGGAGAAAGGGGAAAAAGAAGGGAGAGACAGCAUGCUCCUUUCCUGAAGGACGCAGAUGAGAAUUGUAGAUUUCACCUCUGCUCACAUCCUAUUGGCCAGAAUUUAGUCAUGUGACCACACCUAGCUGCAAAGGUGGCUGGAAACUGAGCUGGCUAACCAUGUGACCAGGCAAUAAUCCUCUAAUGGUAUAAAAAAUGGAAGAAUACCUAUUGGGGGACAACUAGUAGUCUACUGCAGCCUUGAAGAGUGACUUGAAAUUUGCCAGAGGGGAGGCGAAGGGAGGCAUUUUAUUAUAGGGAGUCGGGGAGGCCAUGUCUAGCGGUAUUGGGGUCUCGGGCUCCCAGGCCCAAGAUGAGUGGCUCCUGCCAAGUUACCUCUGCCUCCUCCGUGUAGGUUUCCUGAGCGGCCAUAUGCACAGGGCGAGUCACAAGUGGCAGCUCUUGUGGAGGCAUCCAUAUUCACGCAUUACAAAUGCAGUUCUCCAAGUUACACCAUCGCCACAGCUUCUAACCUCCUGGACCUCCCUGUUUCUUGAGCAGGAGUGGCCUGUUCCUGAAUGAUUGACAGCGAUGAGUACAUUCUCUCUGGGGAAGGAGGUUGGGAGUGUGUUCGUUUCCUGGUGCUGCCAUAACAAAGUACCCCAAACUGGGGGGCUUAAACACCAGGCAUUUACAGUUCCUCGCAGUUCUGGAGGCCAGAGGUCCAAGAUCGAGGUGUCAGCAGGAUUGGUUCCUUCUGAGGGCACUGAAGGAGAUUCUGUUCCACGUGUCUCUCCCAGCUUCUGGGGGUUUGCUGGUGAUCUUUGGUGUUCCUUGGCUUGUAGAUGCAUCACCCCAAAUUAUGCCUUCAUCUUCUCAUGGCAUUCUCCAGUUGUGUGUGUCUAUGUCCAAAUUUAUAGGGACACCAGUCAUAUUGAAUUAGAGCCCAUCCUAGUGACCUUAUUUUAACUAAUUACAUCUACAAUGACCUCGUUUCCCAAUAAAGUCACAUUCUGAGGUGCCGGGGGUUAGGACUUCAACAUAUGUUUUGAUGAGGACAUAUUUCAACCCAUAAUAAGGGGAAUACAGAGGGGCACCUGGUUCCAUUGCCUCCCAGGAUAAUCCUGUUAGGAACAUUGGUGCCCAGGCUGUAGAAGCCAUGCUUUGGAGAGGGUCCUGGCGGUGGAUGAGUGGCAGCCCAUAUAGAUUGUUAGUCCUCCUGUGACUGGACAGGGAGAUAAAGGGAGAGACGGGAGGUGAAGGGCACAUUUAGUGCUCUUCAAGCCCUGGGUGCUGUGCUAGGAUCUCCCACAGUCUAGUAGGCUCUGGUCUAACUUUUAUAUCCUCACAAAGGAGCACAAGGUGGAAUCCUACAUGGGGCUGAUGGCCGCAGGUGAGAAGGGACACAGCGCUCAGAGGCUGCUGCAGCCAUCAGUAAUACAUUUAUAUGCCUGGAAUCACGGGUCCAACGUGGAGAGGCUUGCUUUAAUUCUGAAUUUUGCAUCAUUAUAAAAAAUAUUCCAAAAGGCAGGCCAGGCUCAAAAACUUCCGGCCCUCGCUUGCUUUAGGUGCGCCCUCUGCUGGUGACCAGCAGCACAACACACUCCCUGUAGUUAGGCGGGAAAAUGAACCCAGUGAUGAAGCUGCCGCGCCCCAGGCCCACUGCUGGGCAGCUUCUGGAAACGCCCAUGACGUCGCUGGAUGUCAUGAUCGCCAUCCUGCCGAGAGAAAACAGGAGAGGAGAGUUCAAGUGAUUUCCCCCUGGCUGGAAGGCAAAGCCAGGGUCCAGAUGUGGGGCCCUCUCCAUCCAACUUUACGACAUUCUGGGAAAGGUCAAAAUUUUUAGACACUAAAAAGAUCAGUGGUUGCGGGGGGCUGGAAGGAGGGAGGGAGGGAUGAACAGGCAGAGCACAGAGGAUUUUUAGGGCCAUGAAGCUGUUCUGUAAGAUACUGUAAUUGUGGAUAGGUGUCAUUAUACUUUUGUCCAAACCCACAGAAUGUACAACACAAAGAGCGAACCCUUAUGUAAACCGUGGGCUAUAGUUGAUAAGAAUGUACCAGUAUUGGCUUGUCAGUUGUGACAAAUGCACCUCAUUAAUGCUAGAUGUUAAAACUGGGGGAAACUGGGGAGGGAGCUAUUUGGGAAGUCUCUGUACUUUCCCCUCAGUUUUUCUGUAAAUCUACCACGGCUCUG
Equus quagga is the source of this 4207-nucleotide messenger RNA. RefSeq names its product RIB43A domain with coiled-coils 2 (gene RIBC2). The record is from RefSeq and is a predicted model, not a curated record. The transcript has 7 exons. NCBI's taxonomy places the organism in Eukaryota, Metazoa, Chordata, Mammalia, Perissodactyla, Equidae. The coding region runs from base 154 to 1287 and encodes 377 amino acids.